AACACAAAAUAACUUCCUCGUGCCCCCAGGGCGCCCUGUUUUGAUACGCCACCAACCACCAUUCAUUAAUUAGUGUUUUGAAUUAAGCUGACCACUAGAUAUACAAUUAAUUCAAGGACACGGUAAUAGUUUAUCAGGCCACAAAGGCGUUAGCUUAGUCAACCGAAAAGUUCACAUUUCCAUCUCAAAGGAGCUCGCAUUGAAGAAGUUCAAACAGUGUGUUUUGACGUCCAGUGCAUUUCUGCGUGAUAGUCACAGGUAGAAGACGCUGGAUUUUCACAAACUUUGAUAAAUGUGGAUAUCUGAGUAUCUAUGCAUUAAUAAGUGUGUCUGUUGGAUAUAACAGUGGACCCAGAUUGCUUGAACACAACCGAAUUCAAUUAGGAACACAGGUAUCAUGGAGGAAAAAAAGAUUAAUGGUGUUAAAAAUGGUGUUGUGAUACAAGAGGAAGAAGUAACUUUAAAGAAACGAGUUGGCCUAGUCAGUGGUGUUGCACUGAUUGUUGGAACUAUGAUAGGAUCGGGAAUAUUUAUUUCCCCCAAAGGAGUUCUACAAGGAACCGGAUCUGUUGGUCUCAGUAUGAUUGUAUGGGCCGGAUGUGGUCUCAUUUCCAUAUGUGGAGCACUAUCGUAUGCAGAGUUAGGAACCUUGAUAACCAAAUCUGGAGCUGAAUAUUCCUAUAUAUUAGAAGCUUCGAAAUGUCUUCCCAGGUGGUUGGCACCUAUUCCAGCAUAUUUAUUUGCCUGGGUUUCUGUCCUUGUAUUAAAACCGUCAUUAUUUGCGGUCAUAGCUUUAAGUUUUGGUAUAUACACCGUGGAGCCGUUCUUUAAAGGAUGUGACCCACCAGAGGGUCUGGUUAAACUGGUGUCUGCUUUAUGUUUAUUGCUUGUGGCAUUUAUCAACUGCUACAGUGUUAACCUGGCCACAAAGGUCCAAAAUUUCUUUACAUUUGCUAAGCUUUUAGCUAUUGUGGUCAUCACUAUUGGCGGAUUUGUAAAAUAUGCUGAAGGAAAUACUGAAUAUCUAGAAGAUGGUUUUGAAGGCACUGCUCAGUCAGCGUCUGGUAUUGCUUUAGCCUUUUAUGAUGGAUUGUGGGCUUAUGAUGGAUGGAAUAAUCUGAAUUAUGUGACAGAAGAGUUGAAAAAUCCCUACGUGAAUUUACCACGGUCAAUAAUUAUAGCUAUUCCCUUGGUAACAGUUUGUUAUCUACUUACCAAUAUAUCGUACUUUAGUAUCAUGAGCAAAGCUGAAUUAUUGGCUUCAGAUGCCGUCGCUGCUACAUGGGGAUCCCGAGUGCUAGGUGUAGCAGCUAUUAUUAUUCCUAUAUCAGUAGCCUGUUCUACAUUUGGUGCCGCUAAUGGUUCCUGUUUUACUGGUGGCAGAUUAGUGUAUGCUGCUGCACGUGAAGGUCAUCUACCAGAAAUUCUGUCCUAUGUUCAUGUCACACAGUAUACACCAUUACCAUCUUUAUUAUUUACUUCCUUUAUAGCUCUGCUUAUGAUUAUACCCGGCGAUAUCUUCACCCUCAUAGACUUCUUCAGUUUUACUGCCUGGUUAUUUUAUGGUGCCACUAUGCUUGCAGUUAUAGUUCUUAGGUUUACGAAGAAAAAUGAACCGAGACCAUACAAGGUUCCUAUAUUCAUCCCAGUGUUUGUAUUACUGUGUUCUAUAUACCUGAUAAUUGGGCCUAUUGUAGACAACCCAAAGAUAGAAUUUCUAUAUGCGUUUUUGUUUGUUAUUAGUGGAAUGAUAUUCUAUGUUCCAUUUGUUCAUUUUAAACUCCAGUUACCAGGAAUGGAUAAAUUUACAACAUUUCUACAGUUGAUUUUACAGGUAGCACCGAGCAAAUAUGCUCCACCAGAAUGAUAGUUUAGAUAUAUAUAGUUGUAUAUUAUUCAUCAUAAUAAUAAAAAUAUUAUCCAUUGUUAGAUAAAUCCAUCAUAAAUAAUAAACUUGUAUGUAUCAAUCAUAAUCAUUAGUUUCAUGCUGCAAACAUUUCAUUUCAUUUAUCAUUUUAAAACCCAAUCUAAAAUGUCUGCUAAAAUCUAUACAUAAAAUAUAUGAAGGGUGUAUCAGAAAUGUAAGCAUUUGUUUACAUAUCAUUAUAGUUAAGAUGUUAUGUUUCUGAAUUAUAGAUUAAGCACAUGUGUCAUUUUCUCCACAACGUUUAAAAGUUUCAAACCAAAGUUAUGGCAUGUUCAUUACCCGUUUCAUUUAGAUUUGUUAAAAUGAUCCAUUUCAAUAAGUAAAUGGAUCAAAUUCUAGUAGUUGAUGAGGUCGACUUUAGUAAUGUAUAACUGUUAGAACCCAGAUGCGUAACUAUACACGUUUUAUGGCCUAUAAUGAUUUAGCAGGAAAAUUGUACCCCAACUUUAGGAAAAAGCAGGGGACUUUAAAAACACAUUCGUCUGUCUGUACGACUUGCUUUUUGGGAUACAUUAACUCUGUUUCUAAUUGAGCUAAAAUGUUCAAACUCGGUGUAGGUGUAUUCUAGGUGACCUUGAUAGAGUUGAAUCACCCUGCACGUUUCAAGUCAGUAGCUUGAAGCGUAUAUAUGGUAUUAGUGUCAGUGGCUUGUGGCACGAAGUAACAGUAUAUUGUCGCAUACAUAAUAUAUUAUGUCAACGCUUGGGCGACAUAAUAUAUUGUGUUGACGCUCCAAGCGUGUUAGCAUAUUAGACCUGUAGACUCAGUGGAAUGUACGCGUCAUCAGAGCGGAUCCAGGGGUUGGACCAUGGGGACCGGUCCACCCCCUUAACAAUAGAAAGUGUCCCUGUAAAUAAAAGAGGGCAUCCUUAUCAGAAAAAGGGCACCUGUGAUGUCAGAAUUUAAAAAAAGGGCACUUUUCUUUCGGAUUAGGGUUAGGGUUAGGGUUAGGACACAGAAAAGAGAGAAAAAACAGAAAAGAAAAAAACAAUCGAAACUUACCGAUUCCAUGAUGGAAAAUACCGCCAAAAUAUGUCUCCAAAGCAUUCAUUGGUUAUCAAAGCGCCAAUUAAAUCUAUCGUUGCAAGUUCAUGCCUAGUCACCUCCAUCCUAGUUCCAAGCGUUGACAUAAUAUAUUAUAUCGCCCAAGCGUUGACAUAAUAUAUUAUGUAUGCGACAAUAUACUGUUACUUCGUUCCACAGGCCACUGACACUAAUACCAUAUAUACGCUUCAAGCUACUGACUUGAAACGUAUCGCCUGCUUGAAUGAUGAAUAUUUUCUGCUGAAGCUAAGCUGAAAUAAGCAAUCGGAUUGGUCGAUGCUUUGGGACACGGAGCAUGAUAUCUUUGAUUCUAAUUAUGUGCUGAAACGUGGCGUUUCAAUUCACUGCAUCUAAACAUUGACUAAAUUCAAUCAUAAGCAUUUUCUGCUUAUAGUCUAAGAUAUGUGUCACAUAUUUAUGUUACAAUUAAGGAGGGGACAAUCUGUUUCACUGUAGGCUUGUAUAUUCUUGAAUGGUAUCCUAUAGUGAUUUAAAAUAAGUUUUGAAUAUGUUCAUUGUAUAGAUAAAUAUAAUUAUUUGUUUUCUUCUCGUGUGUUUAUUAUAAGAACGAUAUUUCUGUAUGGAUUGUAAUGUUUCAAUGAAAAGUAUAAUCUUACAUGUAAAUCUGGCAUUUCAAAAGUAUUUUUGUAUUUUGCAUUGAGAUAAUAGUAAAUUUGAUCUCUAUUAAAAAAUUUAAAUCUAUAAAACAUUCUGUAAAUGUCAAUUUAAUUGUUUUAAUUUGAAAAUACCAUUUGCUCAAUUCAACAUUGUGUGUUACCCAUAAAUAUUUUUUCUAUUGAUUGAGAUUUGUAAUAUCAAUAAACCUAAUAAAUAAUUAUAAGUGAAUGUCCUCAUUCCUAAUUAAAUAUAAUUUAUGAGAUUUUUAUUAUUUUAAAUAUAAUUUUGUUUAUUUCCUGUUAUUCUGCAUUAUAUAAAUAUUAAAAAGUAUUUACGAUUGUGUCAUAUGCACACGAUUUGGACCGAUUUCUACUGAUUGCAUUUGAAAUGCCUUGACUAGACAAUGACUAUGCACAAUUAAAUAUGUAUUUUAAAAAGAUGAUCAUUUCCACACUAGGAAAAUAUCAUUCCAGUAGUGCUUUUGGUAGGUUUAAUGUAUAAAUAUAUAUAAGUAUACAUUGGUGAAGUGUUUACAAAAGUACAAAAAAUACGAUAUUCAGUAUAUUGAGAAUACGUAUUACAUGUAGGCCUAAAUCACUAUAAGGUAUUCCAUCUAUUUGGACCCCAAAACAGUUCUUAUAUGACGGAGCUUUGUCGGCGAAAUAUUAUAAUAAUAUAUAUUUUGUGUGAAUCCAUGUUCAAAGAGUAAUAUAUUUUGCAAAUUCUGUCAAAAAAAUGUUACCAAAGUAGGUUGUGAUUACAUUAUUAUUGUUAUAGGCCUAUUUGGUUUUUAAAAUAUGUGACUAUGUUUAUAUUAAUCUUUAUUGCAUGUUUUGUUUGAUUGCUUUAAUUCUGAAUCUUGUAUAGUAUUGUUCCAUAUAGAGAACGUAUAUCUUACUAAAAUAAAUAUUUAACAAUAAUUCAA
Molecule: messenger RNA, 4514 nt
Organism: Patella vulgata (common limpet)
Lineage: Eukaryota; Metazoa; Mollusca; Gastropoda; Patellidae
Product: b(0,+)-type amino acid transporter 1
Exons: 13
Coding region: 398-1867 (489 amino acids)
Biological process (GO): amino acid transmembrane transport
Cellular component (GO): membrane
Molecular function (GO): L-amino acid transmembrane transporter activity
Source: RefSeq, a predicted model, not a curated record